UUUGAUUAAAUUCAGUAACUUGGCCGGCAUUGUUUCAAUCUUUGCAGACGACUAUUAAAGAUGCCGCCUCAAAUUUUCUUCCAUUUAGUGUGGACUAAAACGAACCCAAUCACCAAUGAAGAUUAUCCUUUAAUGGAAGACCGCCCACGCACAUUUAAUUUGCCUUUUUUUACGUUAUAGUUUUAGUAAAAAUAUCUGAGACCUCUGCCCCCCUUAAAAUUCUUGGUCCGAUUAUAAGUUUGUGAAACUUUAACUUUAUGGUUUUAUCACUAAUCGCCGCGUUCACCUUUCAGGUUGAUCCAGUGAAGACAUCGUCAAUUUUUUUCGCCCAAAAGAUUGAAGAACUUGCAUUGUCCCAGCAACUCGGCCCCGACGUUCAAAAAUGAGGACUUCCCGAUUGUUGGUAAUGCUAAUUGCAGCUGGUUGUUGUGCUAUUUUGUGCAACGGAUCUCAGUCUUGUGGUUUACUACAUCAGAAUGUUACAAAGGGAAUUGACAGAGUGUUAGUCACUGAACGUCAUUCGUUUGGAGCAGACUUUAGGAACUUUUGUCUUUCCUAUGAAAAAGAGAAGUGGCUGAGCUUAACAAAAGGAGCUGUCUGCUUUGGAGGGACUGGCAACGAAUAUGCCUCCCUUGUGGUACCAAUAGAGGGCUUCCUAAUGUCAGUCAAAUUGACCCACGUCAGUGGACUCAGCUCAUGCAAAAGAAAUUCUCCCCAAUAUAACAGUAACUGGGGUUGCUCUCGCAAUCAUCCUGAACACGGCAGAUCGCCCUUUAACGUUGUCGUAACGACGGCACCCAGAAAUGACAUUCUCUUUCCGACACAUUUUUUUCUCCAACACAACAAGGGAUCCUAUUGGUACGACAAACCACAAGUGGACCCUCACUCACCGGAAAUAAUCCUUACAGAUGCAUCAAAUCCCAUUUAUGUUGCUAUGGGCCAAGAGCUCCGUGUGUGGUUCGGAGAAGACCUUUUGAAGUCUGGUGUGAAGAAAAAAGGAGGUAAAGUCUGUAUAACCGCGCAAGCCUGGUACAAGCAUUGAGCUGUCUAGAUGUCACGUGACCAAUUAAUGCAUAUGU
Molecule: messenger RNA, 1079 nt
Organism: Pocillopora damicornis (cauliflower coral)
Lineage: Eukaryota; Metazoa; Cnidaria; Anthozoa; Scleractinia; Pocilloporidae
Source: RefSeq, a predicted model, not a curated record